CGGAGGACUCGUCUUAGAAAGUUCAGAAAUUUUGUCAUCUUCUUUGUUGGGGCAGAGAAGUGUAAAGUGUAAACACUAAACAAGAACCCUUGUCGUUCUCGAAACCUAUCUAGUCGGUGCUCGUGAUUUUUUCCGGUUUUUAUGGAAAUAUGUUUUGACUUUCGUAUGAAGACGCCAUAGCCAACACGUUUUAAUGAUGCAAUUAUUAGACAGAAUAGUACAAAUUCAUAACCGGUGAUGCAAGUUCAGAAGUGGAGAUGGCUGUAGUUUGCGUGAUUGGCUUCUAUUACUGACCUACUGGUACUCUCUCUGACUCUAUCGUCGAAACACAUCUUAGAUUUAAGUCUGUGAGGAAAUUAUCUAAUGAGAAAGAAGGGAAGAAAAGAGAAGAAGAAAAUGGGAAGAGCACCAUGCUGUAACAAAGGUGAAGUGAAGAAAGGUUCCUGGACUCCUGAAGAAGAUAAGAUACUCGUUGAUUACAUCACUAAGAACGGUCAUGGCACCUGGCGUUCUUUUCCUAAACUUGCAGGACUUCAAAGGUGUGGAAAAAGUUGUCGUCUCCGAUGGACAAACUACCUUCGUCCUGAUAUCAAACGCGGCGCCUUCAGUUUUGAAGAAGAACAAACAAUCUUCCAUCUCCACAGCUUACACGGCAACAAGUGGGCAGCCAUUGCUGCACAGUUACCAGGAAGAACCGACAACGAGAUAAAAAAUUUCUGGAAUUCUCAUUUACGAAAACGGAUUCCCAGCCUUCAAACCGACCUACCUUCAAAUUCAACAGAUACGAAGAGCAACAGAGUGGAGAAUGAUGCAAAACCAGAAGAUAAAGCCAAGCCAUCAAUGAAUCCCAUGUGUCACAGCGAUAACUUCCACCAUGAAUGGGGUUCUGGAGCUUUUCAGAAGGGUUUUAACAAGGUGACGACGUAUGGUAUCCCAAAUCCUAUAAAGAUUGAACCAGUCUCUUUUGUGACAGUUCAAGCAAGUGAAUCUUGCGAUCAGAGUGUGAAGGAAGAGAUGACAAAUGGUUCAGAGUCUCAAAACUCUAACGAAGCACAGAAUGAAUUGGAUAUAACAUUGGAUCUACUGCUAGAUUUUCCUAACGAUGGAGAAUAUUUGCAAUAUGUAUAAGCCUAUGUAUUAUUACAAGUUAGUCUGCAUAAUCUUCAUAACACCAAUUCUUCAAACAGAAACUAUACAAAUCAUGGAGAUUAGAGAUAAGAGAGUAUAUUACUUUCGAUUAUGGCGAGAGCUUUAGUAUCAUCGGUAGGCUUUUCUUCAUGAACAUGGGGUUCGACCGGGACGAUAGCUUUCUCGACGGCGGCGACGGGUGGCUCCGGUGGGCAUUCGGAUUCUACCUCAACCUUCAUGGUGUCUUCUAGUGUCAUAUCUUUAUUUUUCUUUUGUUGUUGUUUGAAUAAUGAAUAUAGGAUUCUGAAAGAGAAAUGGAAAGAUUCAAUUGUGGUUAGGAAAGGACAAGGAGGAUGAUAGU
Lactuca virosa is the source of this 1489-nucleotide messenger RNA. Lineage: Eukaryota; Viridiplantae; Streptophyta; Magnoliopsida; Asterales; Asteraceae. The record is from the annotation of a GenBank genome assembly.